Coregonus sp. 'balchen' is the source of this 3155-nucleotide messenger RNA. The record is from the annotation of a GenBank genome assembly. NCBI's taxonomy places the organism in Eukaryota, Metazoa, Chordata, Actinopteri, Salmoniformes, Salmonidae.
CUCCAACUGCUGAUUGAGAUAGUAUGGCCCCUGUUCAUCUUCUUCAUUUUGAUAUCAGUGAGACUGAACUACCCUCCGUACGAACAACAUGAAUGUAAGUAUGAUGCACCCCCCUUUUCAUUGUUUACGCACACACAUUUCUUCACAAGACACUGAACUGAAUUGCCCCCCACACCCCAAAUGGCUGUUCAACCACUCCUGUUGUUGUAGCCACAGAGACAUUUGGAUUUGGAAUCUGGGGAUGAACUAUGUUGCCUCAUGUAUACAUAUUGUACACUGCCAAAGAUACAAGCCAUUGAUGCUACCGUAAACAAGCUAGCAAUACCAUGCACUAGUAUGCUACAAUGCGAUGUGUAGGCAUUUAUUUUGAAACUGCUACGUGCUGGCCACUCGAGUAAACACACUAAGGAGAAAAAAAACCAAUACAUUUUCACAAUCCAACAGCAGCCUAAUCGUGUUGAACUGUUUAUGAUAUGUCCUUAUCAGGUGUGGAUGCUGGGUGUUUUAUGCGUUAACUGUUACAUGGGGAAUAUUCUGUCCUGCUAAUCAAUUUUCUGGUAUGGGAUGGCAGAUAUACCCCUGUUAAUGUGUUUUUAUCUAAAGCCUGACAGAUGAUUUCUGCCAACUGGGCAUGUAUCCCUUUACCCCUCCUGUACGAAGCCUCCGAUAUGAACAUCACAAUAGAUCCAAUACUACUAAUCACUGGAGCUUUUUUUUGGCAAGAGACAAAACAGAGGCUCUUGUUUGCUUAAGACAAAAUGUCUCUAUGUGAUCAGUCAAAACUGUACAAAUAUAAGUUUGACAGUUUUCUAUUUGAUUCUAACGUUAAUUUGUGAGGUGGCUCAGAUUGCCUUUGUACAUAUCAGUGGCUUUAUGGGGGGUUUAGAGUUUAUGAUGCCUUUAUUACUGCUCUAAUCGCAUUAUCAAGGUUCUAUAUGUGAAAGCUGAUAAAGGUCGCAAGGCCCUCAGAGACUAUCUUUGGCACGGGUAUGGGAAAAGCUUACAUAAUGGAAAUGCACUGGCUGAACCAAAGCCUGUUUUCACCGGAAUGAUACGCUAGAGAAAGCUUCAGUUAGUUAUAUCUCUGGGGGCGGUUCACAGAACAGGAUCAAUAAAGCUGCCGGCUACCUUUUCUAUGCUAAAGCAACUAUUGUUUCUUAGUAUGGGACUUGAUACUCUGCAUUCUUAAUGAAUUACAAAAUUAAGAGUUACAGCUGUGUGUUUAACAAAGUCAAACUGGUUGACUUAUUGAUCCUACUUUGUGUACCCUGCUUCAGGAUAUAGUUGUGUAGGACAAAGCAUUCAUAUAGCUACUAAUAACUAUUAUCAAUGGGAUGAACACAUCCCCUGAGAAAUCUUUGUCUACACCAGAAUAUCCGCUUUCUUUCAUUCCCGGAAGCCUGCGCUUUGUCCAUCUGCCAGAAAGCAGAAGCAUUAGCGGGUAAAUUGCUUUCAGUUCCACCUAAAGUCCUGGUUAGGCACCAGGCAGUGGCAUACUUUUGGUGUGAGUCAUACAGCACCUGGGUCUGGGGAUGUUGUGACUGCUCCUACACCACAUAGGAAAGACAUGUUCUUCCUUGCACAGGGCUAACCUAUUGCUUUUGGGGAUGGAUAUUAACCACGAAAAGAAUGGCAAAAAAAAUGUGACAGGGCAAAAAGACUCCAAGUACCCAUUGCUCUUUUUGAAGAUUUUAAAUCGUUUGAGUUGAAUGUGGUGCUAGUUUGAAAACUGCCUAGCUAAAUGCCAUUUAGGAUUCACAUUUAUCACCCACUAGUUAAUUAAGUCAUAAUAUGUGUAGGCCAUUGAUGACGAUCACUCUGAAAAGCAAAAUGUCCGCCCUGAAUCAGCUAAGCAAUUGGCUAUGUGGUGUUAUCUCUUAUCUCUGCUUUGCUUAGUAAUGGGCCAGUUGGCAGUCUUAAGGUUUACUGAUAGCAGGCCUACUUUUUUAACUCAUCACACAAAUAACUGCAAGCCUCUUGGGGAGGGAGGGACGGCACCUUGGGGGGGGGGGGGGGGGGCAAAGGUCGUACAUUGUACUUAGGCAAUCACUCCCUCAUAUCGAUAAGGCCUGUAGCUGCAGAGUGAAGCCUUCAAGAUGGGACAAGAUGUGGAUACGCUGAUGCUAGCUCAUCUGCUGCCAGCCCGAUAAGGCAAUCUGAGAACACACAUCGUUAUCUGUAUCUUUCCUAGACAAAAAUAUAAUUUUGAAACUCUGCAGGUGAUGUUCAAAGACCACCCCAAAUAGAUCCAGUGGGUUGAUAUAGAGGCCAUUUGAUAUAGUCCCCUGUAGCUCAGUUGGUAGAGCAUGGCGCUUGCAACGCCAGGGUUGUGGGUUUGUUUCCCACAGGGGGCCAGUAUGAAAAUGUAUGCACUCACUAACUGUAAGUUGCUCUGGAUAAGAGCGUCUGCUAAAUUACUAAAAUUAAAAUUUAAAUGUCUCAGUAUCAGAUCAAACGUGACUGGAAUUACCCCGUGUUCUCUCCAGUCCACUCUCUGUAGAUAGUGGAUUAAUAGAGUAAAUAUGUCAAAAAUGUCCCCCAAAAAGUGUUUUGUUAUACACCCAGAGAUGUAGUUUUGAAUGUGGUGUAAACAUUAUUGAAUUUCAAAAUACCACAAUUUGUGUCUAAUGACUGGACUGUACGGUGACGUUACUGAUGGUAUCCCUCCCGGUGUCUCCCUCAGGUCAUUUCCCCAACAAGGCCAUGCCCUCGGCGGGCACCCUGCCCUGGAUCCAAGGCAUCAUCUGCAAUGCCAACAACCCCUGCUUCCGCAACCCCACUCCUGGAGAGUCCCCGGGGGUCGUGGGUAACUUCAACGAGUCCAUGUGAGUUCCACCCCAAGCUGUAUCUGAUCGUUUUAAAAACAUGAAUACACUUUAUUUUAUGCUUCGUCCACUUCAUUGGAUUAAUAACAUCAUUGUAUCCAAAUAAAGAAAAUGGUCACUUUAAUGUUUCCUGUAAAUAUCCUAUUUAUAACUUGAAUUUAACUGAUUCAAUUGUAUUCUGUGUUAAUCUGUUUCUCUGUGGAUGUCUGCAGAAUCUCUCGUCUGUUCUCAGAUGCCAAGAAGAUCCUGCUGUACAGUCAGAAUGACCGGAAUCUGGACGGCUUUAAAGGCCUCAUCCAGGCCCUGAAGACACUACAGGCCAACACCAAA